CCAAAUUCUUGCUUCCUAUUCCAGCUCAGUAGGUGGCGGUAGUGCACCUGUAGUUGUAGACGGCCAACCUCCAUAACUCCAUAACCUGUAAAGAAGCAGCAGCUGUGUGUGUGCGCUGUGUGAGGACGGAGCUCAGUGAAGGAACAGAAUGGCGCUGCACCGGCUCUUCCAGCUCUCCUCGCUGCUGGGCUCGGCGCUCAGGGUGACUUUCAGGAGGAACAUUGGGAUCUCCGCCGUGCUCUUCAACCGGGCCAAGGAGCUCGACCCCGUCCAGAAAAUGUUCGUGGACAAAAUCCGCGAAUACAACUCCAAGAGCAAGAGUGCAGGUGGAGUGGUGGAUGCUGGACCCAGCUACCAGAAGAAUAUGACAGAAGAAAUCACUAAACUGCAGAGGUUAUAUGGAGGUGGUGACCUCACCAAGUUCCCCGACUUCAAAUUCCCAGAGCCCAAGCUGGAGGAAGUGGCCAAGUGAGUGUUCCUCUGACGAGAGCUACAUAUAUUUCUGUCUCAUUCUGAAUGGUUGAAGUAAAUAUUUAAUAAACAUCGUUGGUGUAAAAAUGUGAA
Messenger RNA from Astyanax mexicanus (Mexican tetra), 564 nucleotides. RefSeq names its product ATP synthase peripheral stalk subunit F6 (gene atp5pf). Lineage: Eukaryota; Metazoa; Chordata; Actinopteri; Characiformes; Acestrorhamphidae. The transcript is spliced from 4 exons. Gene Ontology annotation, molecular function: proton transmembrane transporter activity. Gene Ontology annotation, biological process: proton motive force-driven ATP synthesis. The record is from RefSeq and is a predicted model, not a curated record. Bases 149 to 472 code for a protein of 107 amino acids.